GGAAAAAUAAAAAUUAAAAAUUACAUUCCUUAAAAGAAAGCAGCCUCUAAAUUAAUUUCUCUUUUUUUCCCAUUCUUUUUGUUUUUUCCCAUUUCCAAAUCUUUGCUCUCUUUCUUUCUUCUCUAUAGCAAUCAUAUUCUCGUUUUUUUUGCUAAAUUGUCUUUUUUAAUGAAAGAAAAAUCCCUCUAUUGAACAGGGGGAAAAGAACACAGAGUGGAUUGUUUUGUGUUUGGGGUGGAGCAACUUCCAGGAGGCUUGAAAUUUCUCAUGGUCCAUUACAGGGGAUGAUACAAAUCUCCUGGGGGUUGUAGGCCACAUUGCCCCACUUCUGUUGCAUUAUUAUUUUUUGCCUUUUCAAUCUAUCAUUUGUUAAACAAGAAUUUUUUCCUUAGAUAUAUAACGUAUCUGAUAUCAAAAUUAUCGACGUUAGAUAGUUAGUAUUAUUUGAUGGCCCCACGAGGGGUUGAAUAAAAAAUUACAUAUGGCCUCCAACCAAAACUAGACUUUUUCCCCCUUAAACAAAUUUAUAAGAAAAUUCCCAUGCAUGUUCAUACUUUGGCACACAUUCUAGGAACGAAUCAACAGUACCUUCUCCUUCUCCUUUUCUCUGUCUUCAAAUUCUCCAAACUCUAGCCUUGAUUUUUGUAUAUAGAGGGUUUGAUUUUUGUGGCUUAGGGAAAAAAAUCUUUUUGUAAUUUAUUAGCCUGAUAGAAAAAAAAAAUGGGAGAUGCUUCUCCUGAGAAAAAAUCAGGAUGUGGCAUAUUGAGUGCUGUUUUUGGGAGGAGGACUUGGCCUAGAAGAUCAACUUCCACAGGUUCACUUCCCACAACUGCCAAUGCCACUCCAGAUCAUUUUCCCAGGAUUCCGAGCACCCCGGUGACGAAAAGGUACCGGGGUGGCUCCGAUGAGGCCUCAUUUCUAGAGGAUGAAGUAGUUGAUUAUAAUAAGCCAGUUGAUAGAAUCAUUGAGAGACCAGCACCACAUUCCAAAACCCCUCCAGGUAGUAAUAAUGUGUAUCAACAACAGCAACGCCAAACGCCUCCGCCCGCGAAUUACCCGAAUCAGGGCAGGAAAACACCCGAGAAUGCUGCGAAUCUCCAAGGCUAUGCCGGCGUCGGAAGAAAGGUUUCGCAAGGCAAUGUCGGCAUAUCAGGGGAGCUCGACAGCAUGAUCGCGGAUCACCAACGAUCAAAGGGUGCGACUAAUUUAGUCCGGGCGUCUUCAAGCAAUGUAAUGUUGUUUGGGAAUUUGGGGAAUUUGAGGCAAGGUGGAGGAGGAGGAGGAGGAGGGAAUGCAAAUGCGAAUUGGAAUACCAGCAAUGUGUUUGAUCAACUUCCCAGGACUGCUAAAGAGGAACAAUCUUCUUCUGCAGCAGCAUCAAAUGGAAUGUAUCCUAAUAGUGUUAUGGGGAAUGUGGUGAAGAAACAGAACGAGGAUCAAUCCCAAAAGCCAACUUCCCUUUGCAGGGCUAUUUCCACCAGAAUGGAUCCUGAGCAAUUGAAAAUAUUGGGCAAUGAGGAUUACAAGAAUGGAAGGUUUGCAGAAGCCUUGGCUUUAUAUGAUGCAGCAAUUUCCAUUGAUCCAAAUAAGGCUUCUUACAGAAGCAAUAAAUCAGCAGCUUUAACUGCUCUUGGAAGACUUCUUGAAGCUGUUUUCGAGUGUAGAGAAGCCAUUCGAAUUGAACCGCAUUAUCAAAGAGCUCAUAAUCGUUUGGCAACAUUAUAUGUCAGAUUGGGGGAAGCAGAGAAGGCCAUUUAUCAUCAAAAAUAUGCUGGGGCUGAAGCUGAUCCCGAUGUUAUGAAUAAAGCAAGAAAACUCAAGAUUCAUUUGAUGAAGUGUACUGAUGCCAAAAUGCAGAGAGAUUGGAACACCCUAUUGAGAGAAACAGGCCUUUCUAUAUUAGCUGGUGCUGAUUCUGCUCCACAGAUAUUUGCUUUGAAAGCGGAAGCCUUGCUAAAGCUUCAAAGACCUCAAGAAGCUGAUGAAACACUGAAGAAUGGUCCGAAUUUCGAUGAUGAUGAGUGCACAAAAUUUUUAGGUCCCAUUGGUCAUUCAACCAUUUUGGUCAUCCGGGCUCAAGUGCAUCUCUCUGCAGGCAGGGUUGAGGAAGCUGCGACAGCAGCCCAAUUAGCUGCAAGACUUGACCAGAACAACAAAGAAGCGAGUAGUUUGGUAAGGAAAACUAGAGCCGUGGCGACCGCCAGAUCAAAAGGAAAUGACCUUUUCAAGUCAGGGAGAUAUUCAGAGGCUUGUGUUGCGUAUGGGGAAGGACUAAACCUUGAUCCCUAUAAUGCUGUCUUGCUUUGCAAUAGGGCUGCCUGUCGAACUAAACUUGGUCAGCAUGAAAAGGCAUUAGAAGAUUGUAAUGCUGCGCUUAAUAUUCGACCUUCUUAUAGCAAGGCCAGAUUAAGAAGAAGCGAUUGCUUUGCCAAGUUGCAAAAAUGGGAGGCAUGUAUACAAGAUUGUGAAAUAUUGUUAAGAGAUGCACCGGAUGAUGAGGAGGUUGGACAGAUGCUAAAGGAAGCCCAAUCACAGCUCAGAAGACAGCAAGGUGACGGCGGAGGUGGUGGCGGGCUAGACGUGAACAACACAGACAGCAACGGAAAUGUUAGUAGUGCGGAUCAUGUUGUUAAUCACCACCACCGUGCCCGGUCCAAUAAUGACAUUAUUGUCGUGUCAAGCGACGAACAUUUCAAAGACUACGUUACAUCAUCUGGUGUAUCUGUGGUCCUAUUUUGUAACAAGCCAGGAGACAAGUCGAUUAUACAGUUUCUGGAGCAGCUGCAAAAGAGAUACCCAUCCGUGAACUUCCUCAAGGUGGAAGUUGAAGACCAACCCUCAUUAGCAAAAUCAGAAGCAGUGAAUUCAUUACCAGCAUUCAAAGUAUACACGAAUGGUUCAAGAACAAAAGAAAUUCCAGGCAACAACCAAGAUUUGAUAGAGAGCACAAUCAGAAUGCACAUCAGUUAGAUUGGCAAAAAAUAAUUAAAAAAAAAAAAUCAAUUGAUUCCACACAUUCUUUUUCGAAGAUUUGCAUGCUUGGGCUGGACUAGCAAACAAGGAUUCUUGGUUUAGG
Molecule: messenger RNA, 3076 nt
Organism: Oldenlandia corymbosa var. corymbosa
Lineage: Eukaryota; Viridiplantae; Streptophyta; Magnoliopsida; Gentianales; Rubiaceae
Source: the annotation of a GenBank genome assembly